AUGGGAAGAUAUGGAAAUGGGGCAUCUGUCGAGGACAUUGCAAAGAUUGCAGGUAUCUCAGAGGGCUCAGUGGAGCAUUAUACCGAUCAUACACAGGAGGCGCUGAUGUCUUUGCACCACAUAUUUAUACGUCCAUUGACAGAUGCAGAGAAGGAGAUAGAGAAGCAUUGGAUUAAGGAGCAGCUGGGUUUCAACGGAUCAUCUUGGAGAGAAGGAUGGAUUAUGUAUGAUGGCACCAUCAUAGUUCUGUUGGUUCGACCAGGCCGUGAUGGUGCAUCAUAUUAUACUCAUAAAUGUAACUAUGAGCUGAAUUGUCAGAUCGGAAAUGUGCCCUCAAAUCUCCGCAUCGGAGACUACUGCGUUGGCAAUACUGGCGCAACUCAUGAUUCAACAGCCUUCGAGGAGACCACUGCUUGGUCAGAUCCAGAUUGGUUCUUCUCAGGUGACGAAUUUGCAUGGGGUGAUUCUGCUUGUACCAUCAACUGGCGUACCAUUCCCGUUCAUAAACGACCCGCUGCUUUUGAUCGUGACAAUGCUUUCUUUGAUAAAAUUGUCUCUCGUCUUCGUGUACGCUCUGAGCAUUGUAUGGGAGCAUUGAAGGGACGGUGGCAGUCCCUGCGUGGUCUUUGUGUUCCUAUCAACACACAGGAAGAUCAUUAUAAUGCUUGUAGAUGGGUUUUGUGCUGUGUACUCCUUCAUAAUGCUGUCUUGGAGAUUGAUGGGUGGGCUGCAGGUGCUCAUUUCUCAGGAUUACAUACACGGGCUGAGGAGGUUGAGGAUAGAGGCCAGAGGGAUGCACCGGUGGAUUACGAGGAUGAUGAGGAUGAGUCAAGGUGGCGUCAGCUUGUUCAAGAGAUUGCAAUUACGAGGGAUAUAGGACUUAUACAAUAA
This is a messenger RNA of Stereum hirsutum FP-91666 SS1, 891 nucleotides long. RefSeq lists its product as uncharacterized. The transcript is spliced from 2 exons. Bases 1 to 891 code for a protein of 296 amino acids. The record is from RefSeq and is a predicted model, not a curated record. NCBI's taxonomy places the organism in Eukaryota, Fungi, Basidiomycota, Agaricomycetes, Russulales, Stereaceae.